CAAUAGCUUCGUUGAAAAAAACCUAAUGCGCUUUCAUUGAAGAAAAUAAGCGAAUUUUACUGCGAGCCACUGUUGUUUGGAAUACUUUUGAACGCAUUUUUGUGAAAGAAGUACGAGUAAUCUCUUCAUAAAUUGGUUGAAACAGGUGCCCACGAUGCAAUGAAGGGACAGUGUAAACAACAGCACACUAGGUUUACGUAUCCGUUCGAUGUUCGAUCCCCAGAAAGCUAUCUCUAGUUGAACGAUUUAAGCAGAAUAACGUUCAGGUAACUACACACAUGAUGGUACAUGUUUGAUGGAAGGAUAAUAUUCUGCAGUAGCACCUGUAGUAGAUACAGAGUCUGUGAAGUAACUACCAGUAACUCGGUCGGACAGUUGAUCACAAACACCGCUUGCGACUGAAUUUCGACACAAUGAACGCGCCAUAUCCGCCACCGAAUGCCUGUUACACGGACAUCAAACAGGGCAUCCUUUCCUACACGCUACCCCUACGCACAGACCUCAGCGAUAUUCCCGGGCCACCGAUAAGCUUGCUGCCCGUACCGCCCACCAGCCUGCUACCCGGACCGGACAAAUCCUCACCUUCCAGCCAGAAGAAAAAGCGCCGAGCGUACGCAAACGAAAGUGAGGAGGCGCGAGCCCGUCGCCUAGCGCGCAAUGCCGAACGUAUGCGCCAGAAACGUGCCACCGAAUCGGAGGAAGAGUACCGCCAACGGUUGGCAAAGAAUGCCGAAAGCAAUCGGCGGAAGCGACAAAAUGAGACUGAUCUCGAACGUACCAUCCGGCAUGCACGCAGUGCGGCAAGGGAACGGUUGCGACGGGCAAUGGAAUCUGGGGAACAGAGGGCUGUGAGGUUGGCGAAACUGGCCGAACGGAUGCGUAUUGCGCGGGCGAACGAAACGCCAGAACAGCGCGCGAUACGGUUGGCAAAGAAUGCGGCCAAAGCGAAAGAGCGCCUACUGAAGGAAUCGCCCGAACAGUGGAUCGAACGAAAGCGGAAAAAAGCCGAAUAUGCGCGUCGCAAACGGAGCGGCCAUGGCAAUACGACUAGUUCGGCGGGAAGCAGCAGCAGCAACGACGCAGCCAUACACAGCACACUCACUUCGCCCCACCUGUCCUUCGGACAGGUAACAAACAGCCAUAGUUACGUGCCGGACCUCGGGCAUGGAGUGCCACCCGACGUGAAAGACAUCAAGCUGAUAGCGUCGCCCAAACCGAACCACGCGCAGCAACCCGAACAGAUCUACAGCACGCCACACCUUUCAUUUAUGGAGCACGAGGUAAAAACCGAGUCCGCGUUUCUCCCGAGCGCCCAACAUCCAGGCCCGACUGGGCUACAUCCAGAUCUGCCCUGUCCGAACAAUCUGCUAAAGUUCCAUAUGCUACCCUACUCGCUACCACCUGGUGCAACGGCUGGCCCCGGUAUGCAACAUCCUGGACAUGCGGAGUACAAGGGCAAAUGUGAAUGAAGGUUCUUCUGGAUUCGUACGUCGUAACCAAAACGUACUAGCAACUGUUUAGACCGUGUAGCUACUGCAUAUGUUUUGCUGGAACAGCAGCAAACCCCACAAUUGAGCAAUGUGCAACAAACCAACAACCACACAGAAAAAACAACCUUAGGCAAUAUACAUAUAUAUAUAAAACUAUCUAUAACAAUAAGCUUAAGAUGGAAGCGUACGAUACGAGCGUAAUCGUAAUUUUUCAAAAUAGUGCAUUAGGGUGUUCUGAUAUUGUUUUUGUUUUUAUGUUUUAUCAUCGUGGGAACUUGCACGUGGAUUGAAGUAUGCUGAACUCGACGCGAAUCAUAAUUAAGAUUGCCUGUUUCUUUCGUAGCUCGUAACAAGAAUUGUAAAAUAAAAGAAUUUGAAAUAUCACACAGCAAU
Molecule: messenger RNA, 1883 nt
Organism: Anopheles moucheti
Lineage: Eukaryota; Metazoa; Arthropoda; Insecta; Diptera; Culicidae
Exons: 2
Coding region: 414-1469 (351 amino acids)
Source: RefSeq, a predicted model, not a curated record